UAAACCAGAGACAGUUCGUUGACAGUGCAUUUGGCGGGAAAUCUAUUCGUUGUGUUUUCUGUCCAUUUUCGAUUGGAUAUAAUCAUUCAAAAUGCCUAUUCUUGUCAAAAUCCCUUCCAAAGACAGUGGCGUCCCAGAGUGGGCUAUCGUUGAAGUGCAAGGUGAUCUAGAAGUGCGAAGCGAUCAAGUCAUGGACGGCCAAUUCGUAGGAGAUCUUUGCUACAAUAAAUACGGACAACCUAUCUUUAUCAUUGGUCAUCACAUCCUACAGGGCCGUGAACAACCAAUGGAGAAACCUUUCGCAGUUCUUCAAAAAUCUCGGACCAACGAAGGCGAGAAUUUGGAUGUAACAUCACAACUCGAUUCAACGAUAAUGAGCACAGCAGGGGAUCAGACUAUUCUUGAUUCAACCGUGGCCAUUGAGAAUAAAUCAAAACAACGCACACAGUACACAGUGAGGGCGAUAGUGACUCGAAAAUUAAUUUUUAAAUCCAGACCUAAACCGAUCAUCGCGAAUGUUGCGAAGCAUGUUUAGUUCAGGGUAGGAGAAGGGGAGGAUUUUUAAGAUAGAAAGGAGUUUCAAAUGCACUAAAAUUUGCAGCAAGGAUAAAGCUGCAUAAAGCCUGCAUGGAUAAGCUUCGUAUUCAACAAUGUUAUAUUAAAACCCAAUAUUAGUUAAUGUAAAUUUUAGGCAACAUUUAUUGUUCCAAAAAAAUAUAUUAUCAUAGUCAAUCGCUUAAAAUACAAAAUA
Molecule: messenger RNA, 751 nt
Organism: Hermetia illucens (black soldier fly)
Lineage: Eukaryota; Metazoa; Arthropoda; Insecta; Diptera; Stratiomyidae
Product: chromosome transmission fidelity protein 8 homolog
Exons: 3
Coding region: 92-535 (147 amino acids)
Biological process (GO): mitotic sister chromatid cohesion
Cellular component (GO): Ctf18 RFC-like complex
Source: RefSeq, a predicted model, not a curated record